GGUUGGUUUUCUCCAUCUCGAGGGCCGGCUCAUGAUUCAGUUAAGCUCAGACCAGCUGCUAAGAAGCAUCUGUGGCGUAUAAGUAGGGAUAGUAGAAGAUAUAUAUGUUCCAUAUAUAUCGUUAUUUUCCAUUCAUGAAUUGACCAACAAAAUAUCACAUACACGCAAGUGCGACGACGUCAUUUAAUUAUUUUUUUUUUUGAAUCAAAAUUUUUUUCCCUCACUAUCGCUUGAUUAUUUUUCGUGAAAAUUUUUCUUCGACUAUUUAUUUUAUUUAUUAUUUCGUUUCACAAAUUUUCUCUCUUCCAAUUUCUCACGUCAUCUUUUCAAUUUACUUUCAAUCGUUCUUAUUGUCAAUUAUUUCUUUCGCAGACCCGUUUUUGAAUUUUUUGCACAAACUAUCUCAAAACCGCAUACAUGUUACACUUAUGUCAUAUCUUCGAUCGGAUAUAUUUUCAUUUUUAUUUAUUUAUUUAUUUAAUUAAUUAAUUAAUCAAUUAGAAUUUUUCUUCAAAUUUAAUACAAAAAAUAAAUAAAAUCGAUAAAAUAAAAAACGGUGCGGGAGUGACGGUGUAUGUAUACCUACAUUUAUAGUUAUAUCGAUUCUCGAUCGAAAAUAAAAUCAAAAAAGUAAUUAAGAUUUUAUACGAUUACCAAUCGUACAAGCGAAAAUAAACACCGAUUAAUUAAAAAAAAAAAAAAAGAACGGUACCAUCGUCAUCAUGGUGUACGGUAGCAGUAACUUCGAUAUGGAUACGAUGCCACAGACGGUGCCAUCGAUCGCUGGUUUUUCACCGUCGUUCGAUUACAGCCCAUUCGCGUUUGAUCUGUCGCUACUUCCCGAGGAUCACGAUUCCCUGAAUUCGCAGGGAGGAAGUUCGUUUCUCAAACCGCCACAGAUAAAACAGGAAGCUUGUUCUCCGAGACCGGGAUCGCCGAACACCUAUCCGAGUCCGCCCUAUCCGGGACUCUGUGGUGAAUUAUCCCCCAAUUAUUCGGGGAGCGACGGUUCUCCGGGUUACCCGACGAGCCCUUACUACGUUCCGCAGAGUCCUCAGAGCGCCAAAUUUUAUCCCACAAGUCCCGAACCCCUCAAACAACCCGUUAAACGUGAAAAGAGUUUCGAUCUUCUAGCGAUCCUUCAGGAGUCUCGUCUUUUAGCCGAAAGUCUGGGUCACAGAGAAGACUCCACGGAUUGUACGGUCCCAUGUACGCCCCCGCGAACGGAGGAGGACAUAUACAAUUCGUUGGACACGGAUUUUUUUUCAAAAAAAGAGGACCAGAAUCCAUUGCUGAAGGAAAUACUGUUCAAGGAGGAGCCCUUGUCUUCGGAAUCGAGAUCUUGUAACGAAUUUCCGAAGACGGAAUCGUACGAGAAUUCGCCAUUGAAAGAACUGUUGUUCAAGGGAACGGAUCACAGCAGCCAAAGAAACCACAUUCAGGGAGGGGACCAAGAAUUGAUCGAAGGGAAAUUUCAGCUCGGAGAACAGAAAAGUUUCAACAAUUCACUUUUAAGGGAAGAAGCGCUGUUCAAGGAACAUUCGAAGAACGAUCAUCAGCUGCUCAGAGAAGUUUUAAGGGACACGAGCUUUCAGAGAAAAUAUAAUCUGAGACCGGUCGAUUUGGGGGGCGUGGGUACCGGAUUUGUCGAAGACAUGGAGGGCAGCGAAUGCGUCGGUGACUUGGCCAGGGAACAAAUCGAACCCGUUUUAAGUCUGGCGAUUCAACAGCUACAGAAGGAUUUCGACAACACGUGCGUCGCGCUGGACAUUCAUCCAGAACCUAGGAGAUGGAGCGCAGCGGACGUUGCUGCAUGGGUUCAAUGGGCCCGUAGGCAACUUCAAUUGCCUUCGGUACCAUUGGAAAGUUUUAACAUCGAUGGUGCAACGUUAGCAUCCCUUACGGAGGAAGAUUUUUGCCACAGAGCACCGCAGUGCGGUAGCAUGCUCCACGCUCAGCUGGAGAUUUGGAAGGCAGCUGUGGAAGAGUCUCCUAGAAACACUUUAGCCGCUUGUUGGAGUCCACCGGGAACUCUACCUGUACCACCGUCUAACAACGACGCGAAUAAUUCGACUAAUAAUAAUCCAACAGGAACAAAUUCUUCGACGAAUCCAGGAAACAAUCCUACGGGAUCGAAUACCAACGCAGGAAACGGUUCAGCUUCUUGCGGUAUGGAAUAUUCCGAUGACGAAGAGGAAGAAGCCAGUCCUGUUCAGACAAGCGGAGGUAAAAUUCGUAACGGUGGUUCUCACAUACAUCUUUGGCAAUUUUUGAAAGAAUUACUUCAAAGCCCAGGUGUUCACGGUUCUUGCAUACGUUGGCUCGACAGAAGUAAAGGAGUGUUUAAAAUCGAAGAUUCCGUGAGAGUGGCCAGACUUUGGGGUAAGAGAAAAAAUCGCCCGGCUAUGAAUUACGAUAAAUUGAGUCGCAGCAUACGGCAAUAUUACAAAAAAGGUAUCAUGAAGAAAACCGAACGCAGUCAAAGAUUGGUUUACCAAUUCUGUCAUCCUUAUUGCUUGUAAAACGUUAACAAGAAAGACCGAGAAAAAUACGAUUUAGUACGUAAGUCUGCAUGAUAUCUUCAUUAAUUCCGUCCUCAUAUCGCAAUUACUUUCAUUAUUAUGUGUUCUAGCUUCUUUUUUGUAAAAAAAAAAAAUUAUUUUAAUAACAUUCGAAAAGAAAAAGAAAAAUGAUUUUGUUCGACUUCGGAUCGGACGAAUGUCUGAAAUUUUUUUUGAAUUCAUAAAUUAUUUUUUCACAUAAUAACAAUACACGAAUCAUUCGGUUUAUUCGAACGGAGCCGAACAAAAUUAAAUUAUGUACAACACGGUUGACUUCCGACUCUUUUUUUUUUCUAAUUUUCUAUUGAAAAAGAGUUUAAAACCGGAAGUCUUACUUUUGUUCUUCUCUCGAUGAUCCACUAUAAAUGUUUGAGUUUAUUAUUAAUGUUACGAAAAAUAAUAACUCAAAACAAUUAAGAAAUACAGUGGGUAUUUUAUCACGUACGCCAAUCUCGGCGAAUUAUAAAUAAUAUAUAUAUAAACUUAUACAACAUUGAUAAUCUUAUUUAACUGUCAUUUUAUUUUUAUUUAUUAAUAUUUGUUUUUCAUUUUAUAUCGAAAUAAUUUAGAUCAUUAAUAUCUUUGUCUACUAUAUAAAUUAAUUUAGUGAUCAAAUCUUUUUGAAAUUUUAUUACUAUCAUUAUUUUAUGUUUUUAAUCUUCAAGUAAGGAUCGUUCGGGAGGUACGUCCCGUCGUGUCCUUGCAAAAUCUUUCUUUCUUUUUUAAACUAUUUUCUUUAUUAAUUAUCGUUUUUAUUUUAUUUUAUUUUUUUUAGAAAAGACGUUUUCUUUUUUCUCGUUCCCAUUUUUUUCGGACAUUCUAAUUUCGAUCUUUGUUAAAAGAUCAUGAGAAUUGAGAGAAAACGGCGAGAAACGAACGAGAAAAAAAUAAGAUAAAAUAAAAAAAAAAAGAAAAGAAAAAAUACUAUUCUUAAGCUUCCUCUUAUAUUGCUUGCUGGUCUCAAUCGUUGAUUGUUUAAAAAAAAGUCAUAGGCUCAUCCUUAGCGCGCGGAACUUUAUUCGCUGCUGCUUGGAUAGCCGCGCUGUCUGGAGCAUUUUCAAAAGUCUGAUUAAAAAAAAGCAUUGGAACAAAAAAAGAUAAAUUCAAAUACAAAAUUACCGCAAAACUUGCGAGACGGACGAACAACGCCACAUUAUUUAUUGACCCUCCACGUGAACCGUAAAAGGAUAAUAAUAAGAAUGAAAAUCGUUGCGACGUAACGAAUCGAAUCGCAUCAAUGCGCGAAGCGAGUGAUCAUUGUUAUUAUUAUUAUUAUUAUUUGUUGUUGUGUUUGUUCGAUAAUUUUUUGGUUGUACAGAUCUGAUUUUUGUCAAUUUUUUCUCAAUGUCGAUUUUCUCGGUAUCAAUUUAUAUUUAAAAAUCAAAGGGUUAUAUUACAUCUUCGUCGGCAAAUGACAACCAAACGAUCUAAUGCGAAUGAGACUGGUGAUUUUGGUCCCAUAUAUCUAUGAUAUAUUCAACGUUGUAUGUUCCAUGAACGAUUAGAAUUUAAGAUUUAUUAAUUUUAAAUAAAAAGAAAAAGAAAAAACGUAAAAAAAAACGAUAAUU
This is a messenger RNA of Athalia rosae (coleseed sawfly), 4129 nucleotides long. RefSeq names its product DNA-binding protein D-ETS-4 (gene Ets98B). Lineage: Eukaryota; Metazoa; Arthropoda; Insecta; Hymenoptera; Athaliidae. Gene Ontology annotation, cellular component: nucleus. The record is from RefSeq and is a predicted model, not a curated record. Bases 723 to 2522 code for a protein of 599 amino acids. The transcript is spliced from 6 exons. Gene Ontology annotation, molecular function: sequence-specific DNA binding; DNA-binding transcription factor activity, RNA polymerase II-specific. Gene Ontology annotation, biological process: cell differentiation; regulation of transcription by RNA polymerase II.